Cylicocyclus nassatus is the source of this 434-nucleotide messenger RNA. NCBI's taxonomy places the organism in Eukaryota, Metazoa, Nematoda, Chromadorea, Rhabditida, Strongylidae. The record is from the annotation of a GenBank genome assembly.
AUGAUGUCAGGUUGGCGCGCGUUCCGAAGCGUGAUAAUCAUACAUAGAAGAGUGUUCGAGCAAGGAAUCCGUGAGCAUCAGCUCGAGAUCCAGCAUGUUCGACCACUUCUAGAGGCCGCUGAACGAGGGAGAGGGUUGCCCGACAUCGAAUCCAGCGGAGCAGAACCAGGGCCGUCGAAGGCAAUCGCAGACCUUUGGGUUGCUCCGUUCACUAACACAGCAAUUCCUGAGCAGAUGUCCGCUGUGUGGUAUUCACCCUAAAGAAUACGAGAGUACAGCAACCAGUCAAUUCAGAAUGAGCGGUGGUUCGAUCUGCUAUUUUCUGCGUUGAAUGGGUGUUCUCAUGUGCAAAAAAACAUCAUCUUCUUGUGAACAUUGGAAAUGUCUAAAUUUUAUAGCUUCAUUAGAGGCGUAUUGUAUUAGGCUUUGCGUAC